Pleurotus ostreatus (oyster mushroom) is the source of this 2037-nucleotide messenger RNA. It is a transcript of the gene GEM1, whose product is annotated as ERMES complex Ca(2+)-binding regulatory GTPase gem1. Lineage: Eukaryota; Fungi; Basidiomycota; Agaricomycetes; Agaricales; Pleurotaceae. Gene Ontology annotation, biological process: cell migration; mitochondrion organization; small GTPase-mediated signal transduction. Bases 1 to 2037 code for a protein of 678 amino acids. The transcript has 14 exons. Gene Ontology annotation, molecular function: calcium ion binding; GTPase activity; GTP binding. The record is from RefSeq and is a predicted model, not a curated record. Gene Ontology annotation, cellular component: mitochondrial outer membrane.
AUGACCAAAGGGUUGGCCGUGGACCGUGGUGUCACCAGAAUUCCAGUCGACGCACCGCUCACACAAUUCCGUUAUUUUUCUGCCGCGCUGUAUUCUGGAAUGCGAAGAGAUGUGCGCAUACUACUCGUAGGCGAUGAGAGUGUUGGCAAGAGCACCAUCGUGACUUCUCUCAUCAAAGAGUCCUUCGUGUCACAUGUUCAGCACAUCGUCCCCGAAGUCACAAUUCCGCCAGAGGUUACACCAGAAAAUGUUACAACGUACAUUGUGGAUUCCGGAGCCGGACCAUCGGACAAGCCUCACCUCGAGUCAGAAAUACGGAAAGCUCAUGUCAUUUGCGUCGUUUAUUCAAUCGACAACCCUAACUCAUUCGAUCGCAUUCCAACAUACUGGUUGCCUCAUUUCAAGCAGUUGGGUGUAAAUGUACCCGUUAUCCUCGUUGGGAACAAGAUAGACUUACGAGGCGGCGAGGUCACCAAUGAGGCAUUGGAGGCUGAGAUUCUUCCAAUCAUGAACGAAUUCAAGGAAGUAGAGACAUGCGUAGAGUGUUCGGCCAAGAUGCCCCUGAACGUGUCCGAGGUCUUCUACUUCGCUCAGAAGGCCGUCCUCCAUCCAACUGCCCCCCUCUAUGACUCUAGAGAGCAUGUCCUUAAACCCGCCUGUGUCAACGCCCUCAAACGUAUCUUCAAGCUAUGCGACACGAACAAGGAUGGAAUUCUAGACGCGGCUGAGCUUAAUGAGUUUCAAAGAAAAUGCUUUGACGCCCCACUUCAGUCACAGGAGCUUGAAGGUAUUAAAGAGAUGGUUCGAGAACACGCUGAAGGUGGGGUUCGAGAUGGAGGGUUGACGGAAGCUGGGUUUUUGUACCUCCACACAACUUUCAUCCAGCGCGGGCGGUUAGAAACGACAUGGACUGUCCUUCGGAAGUUCGGGUAUGGGGAAGAUCUCCGCUUGGCCGAAUCCUUUCUUUUCCCCAAAUUCGAAGUACCAUAUGAUUGCUCAGUCGAGUUAAGCCCACUGGGAUAUCAGUUUUUCACUGAUAUAUUUGAAGUCUUCGAUAAAGAUCAGGACGGGGCUUUGAAACCUGAAGAGCUUAACGACUUGCUGAGCACCUCCCCGGGGAACCCAUGGGCCACACAGAAGUUCCCGGACACAACACUCUCGGACGAUGCUGGAGCCGUUACACUGCAGGGAUGGUUAGCACAAUGGAGCAUGACUACUCUAUUAGAUCAUAAAACGACCCUUGCAUAUCUCGCAUACUUGGGCUACCCCAACGAACCACGCACAGGUGCUAUGCAGGUGACUCGACCACGGAAGACUGACAGAAGGAAAGGAAAAUCCGCACGGAACGUGUUCCUCUGUUACGUAUGCGGAGCAGCCGGUUCGGGGAAAACAUCUCUCCUACGAGCGUUCGCUGGGAAGGGGUUCACGGGCCUUUAUGAGCCCACGAACAGAGUGAUAAGUGUCGUCAACUCGGUUGAAAUAGAUGGGUCACAAAAGUACUUGGUGCUGCAAGAAUUCGGCUCUAGGUAUGAGGCGGAGACGUUGCGUAACCAGAAGAAAACCGAUCUUGCCGACGUCAUUGUCUAUGUCCACGACUCGAGCGACACCAAUUCGUUUUCAUAUAUCAGUAAUCUUCGUCAACAGUAUAGUCUUGAUCAUAUUCCUACUCUAUUUGUCGCCACCAAAUCAGAUCUUGACCUCGCGUUGCAGAGACACGAAGUCCAGCCCGAUGUAUAUUGCCGCCGAUUAGGCCUGCAGGUUCCUGUUGCCGUCAGCGUGAAGACAGGCCAGAUGGCGGAUGUAUUCCACGCGAUUUGCAGCAUUGCAAUGAGCCCCAAUUCGUCAAUUCCCGGUGGUGCCGAUCGGGCGAUGUCUGCGUCCGCCAGAUUGCGGACGUAUGUCAAGCUAACUGCUCUUGUUGGAGGGUGCACUGCUGGAUUGUUUAUGCUCUACCGUACAUUCAUACGCCCUGGACCUCCUGGGUCGUUUAAUUGGGCCACGCCAUGGCUGGGGUGGAUAUUUAGCGGGCGCAAGUAG